Neomonachus schauinslandi (Hawaiian monk seal) is the source of this 1928-nucleotide messenger RNA. RefSeq names its product EYA transcriptional coactivator and phosphatase 1 (gene EYA1). The record is from RefSeq and is a predicted model, not a curated record. Gene Ontology annotation, molecular function: protein tyrosine phosphatase activity. NCBI's taxonomy places the organism in Eukaryota, Metazoa, Chordata, Mammalia, Carnivora, Phocidae. Gene Ontology annotation, cellular component: nucleus. The transcript is spliced from 18 exons. The coding region runs from base 165 to 1928 and encodes 587 amino acids. Gene Ontology annotation, biological process: positive regulation of DNA repair; negative regulation of extrinsic apoptotic signaling pathway in absence of ligand; cell differentiation.
CCCUCACGCGUCCUUAUCCAGGAGCAAAACUGCAUAAGGAAUGGAGGUCUGCUAAACCAGAAAAUUCGAAGGAGCACAUUAAACUGGUGGAUGCAGCAGAUGUAAGCGCUGUGCAAACAUCUCAAACCAGUUCAGAUGUUGCUGUUUCCUCAAGUUGCAGGUCUAUGGAAAUGCAGGAUCUAACCAGCCCGCAUAGCCGUCUGAGUGGUAGUAGUGAACCCCCCAGUGGUCCCAAACUCGAUAACUCUCAUAGAAAUAGUAAUUCCAUGACUCCCAAUGGCACCGAAGUUAAAACAGAGCCAAUGAGCAGCAGUGAAAUAGUUUCAACAACAGCAGACGGGUCUUUAGACAAUUUCUCAGGUUCAGCAAUUGGGAGCAGUAGCUUCAGCCCAAGACCAACUCACCAGUUCUCCCCACCACAGAUUUAUCCUUCCAACAGACCAUACCCACAUAUUCUCCCUACCCCUUCCUCACAAACUAUGGCUGCAUAUGGGCAAACACAGUUUACCACAGGAAUGCAACAAGCUACAGCGUACGCCACAUACCCACAGCCGGGACAGCCAUACGGAAUUUCCUCUUAUGGCAUCAAGACUGAAGGUGGAUUGUCACAGUCUCAGUCACCUGGACAGACGGGAUUUCUCAGCUACGGCACAAGCUUCGGUACCCCUCAACCCGGACAGGCACCAUACAGCUACCAGAUGCAAGGUAGCAGUUUUACAACAUCAUCAGGAUUAUAUACAGGAAAUAAUUCACUCACAAAUUCCUCUGGAUUUAACAGUUCACAGCAGGACUAUCCAUCUUAUCCGAGUUUUGGCCAGGGUCAGUACGCACAGUAUUACAAUAGCUCACCGUAUCCAGCCCAUUAUAUGACAAGCAGCAACACCAGCCCGACCACGCCGUCCACAAAUGCCACUUACCAGCUUCAAGAGCCACCAUCUGGCAUCACCAGCCAAGCAGUUACAGAUGCUGCAGCAGAGUACAGUACAAUCCACAGCCCAUCAACACCCAUUAAAGAGUCAGAUUCUGAUCGACUGCGUCGAGGUUCAGAUGGGAAGUCACGUGGACGGGGCCGAAGAAACAACAAUCCUUCACCUCCCCCAGAUUCUGAUCUUGAGAGGGUGUUCAUCUGGGACUUGGACGAGACAAUCAUCGUUUUCCAUUCCUUGCUUACUGGGUCCUAUGCCAACAGAUAUGGGAGGGAUCCACCUACAUCAGUUUCCCUUGGACUACGAAUGGAAGAAAUGAUUUUCAACUUGGCAGACACACAUCUGUUUUUCAAUGACUUAGAAGAAUGUGACCAAGUUCAUAUAGAUGAUGUGUCUUCAGAUGAUAAUGGGCAAGACCUAAGCACAUAUAACUUCGGAACAGAUGGCUUUCCUGCUGCAGCCACCAGUGCUAAUUUAUGUUUGGCAACCGGUGUGCGGGGUGGUGUAGACUGGAUGAGAAAAUUGGCUUUCCGCUACAGACGAGUAAAAGAGAUCUACAAUACCUACAAAAAUAACGUUGGAGGCCUGCUUGGUCCAGCCAAGAGGGAAGCCUGGCUGCAGCUGAGGGCUGAGAUUGAAGCCCUGACGGACUCCUGGUUGACACUGGCUCUGAAAGCGCUCACGCUCAUUCACUCCCGGACGAAUUGUGUGAAUAUUUUAGUCACAACUACUCAGCUUAUCCCAGCGUUGGCGAAAGUCCUGCUAUAUGGAUUAGGGAUUGUAUUUCCAAUAGAAAAUAUUUACAGUGCAACAAAAAUAGGAAAGGAAAGCUGUUUUGAGAGGAUAAUUCAAAGGUUUGGAAGAAAAGUGGUCUAUGUCGUUAUAGGAGAUGGCGUGGAAGAAGAGCAAGGAGCAAAAAAGCACGCCAUGCCCUUCUGGAGGAUCUCCAGUCACUCGGACCUCAUGGCCCUCCAUCAUGCCUUGGAACUGGAGUACCUGUAA